Molecule: messenger RNA, 876 nt
Organism: Gymnodraco acuticeps
Lineage: Eukaryota; Metazoa; Chordata; Actinopteri; Perciformes; Bathydraconidae
Exons: 3
Coding region: 1-876 (291 amino acids)
Source: RefSeq, a predicted model, not a curated record
AUGCAACUGCAAUCACGACAACUGCAACCCCCACUACUCAACAUCAACUGCUGGAGCAACAACUCAAGCUCCUACCACUGCAGCACUAACAACUGCAGCCCCUACAACAGCUUCCCCCACAACUACGGGUCCUACAACUGCAGCCACGACAACUGCUGGAGUGACAACUCAAGCUCCCACGACAGCAGCCCCAACAACUGUAGGCCCUACGACAGCUUCUCCCACAACUACAGGUCGUACAACUGUAGCUCCAACAACUACAGCCCCCACAAAUGCAGCCCCAAGAACUGUAGCUCAGACAACUGCAGCCCCCACAACUUCAGCCCAAACAACCGCAGCCACGACAACUGCUGGGGCGACAAAUCAAGCUCCCACAACAGCUUCUCCAGCAACUGCAGCCCCCACAACUGCAGCCCCCACUACUGUAUCCCCUACAACAGUUUCUCCUACAACUACAGAUCCUACAACUGCAGCCCCCACUACUUUAGCCCCUACAACAGCUUCUACCACAACUACAGGUCCUACAACUGUAGCCCCAACAACUGCAGCCACGACAACUGCUGGAGCGACAACUCAAGCUCCCACAACAGCUUCUCCCACAACUUCAGCCCCAACAACUGCAUUCCAAACAACCACAACCUCUACAACAGCUGCUCCCACAACUACAGGUCCUGCAACUGCAACCACGACAACAGCAGCCCCCACUACUGUAGUUCCGACCACUGCAGCCCCGACAACUGCAGGCCCCACUAUUUUAGCCCCUACAACAGCUGCUCCCACAAGUACAGGUCCUACAACUUCAGCCCCUACUACUGUGGUUCUGACAACUGUGGCCCCAACAACUACAGCCCCCACAACUACAGCCCCUACUGCUGA